Molecule: messenger RNA, 8049 nt
Organism: Podarcis lilfordi (Lilford's wall lizard)
Lineage: Eukaryota; Metazoa; Chordata; Lepidosauria; Squamata; Lacertidae
Source: the annotation of a GenBank genome assembly
AUGCUCCAUAGAGCCGUUGACUUCCGUCCUUCCCUUCUGCCGGUUUUCUUAUUCCAAUCUAUAAUUCACAGUUUCAUUGGUUAAAAAUUACACCGUGACAUAAGACUUAAUUCAGUCCUGCCAACGUUUUAAUAUUUCUACAGUUCUCACUUAUGUAAACCAUAAAUUUACUCCAUUCUUUUUGGUACGUCGUCUCCUCCUGAUUGCGAAUUUUGUGUGUCAAUUUUGCCAUUUCAGCGUAUUCAACCAACUUUAUCUGCCAUUCCCUUACAGUCGGAAUCUCCUGUGACUUCCACUUUUGGGCUAUCAAAACUCUAGCUGCUGUUGUUGCCUACAAAUAUAAUCUUUGGUCUGUCUUCUUAGUAUCUUCUCCCACCAAGCCUAGCUUUUUGGAAAAGUAUAUUUAAACGUCUUUUUCUCGCCCGUUUUCUUCCAGGGUGCAAUAGUGGAGAAGAGGAUUCUCGCCAAAGUCCACAGCCGAUUCAUCGUCACCCUGGCGUACGCCUUCCAAACCAAGAAUGACCUCUGCCUCGUCAUGACGCUGAUGAACGGAGGAGACCUCAGGUGGGAGACCCUUUUGCGGGGCAAAAAUGUCGGGGUCGUGCUCUCCAAACUGGACCGGAAAGUUCUGCCUGUAGUGCGGCCAACACAGAGAUACAACACAGACAUCUUCUGUCCCGGGUCAUUUUUACAGAUUCUGCCACCGGAGAUCUUAGAUCAGGGGUCAGCAAACUUUUUCAGCAGGGGGCCGGUCCACUGUGCCUCAGACCUUGUGGGGGGCCGGACUAUAUUUGGGGGGGGGGUGAAUGAAUUUCUAUGCCCCACAAAUAACCCAGAGAUGCAUUUUAAAUAAAAGCACACAGUCUACUCAUGUAAAAACACGCUGAUUCCCGGACCAUCCGCGGGCCGGAUUGAGAAGGCGAUUGGGCCAGAUCCGGCCCCCGGGCCUUAAUUUGCCUACCCAUGUCUUAGAUCUUAGUGGGGUAGGAUUGUGGGGGGGGGGGGUGUGUCACAUUAUUGUUAUUAACAAGAACAAGAACAAGAACAAUAAUAAUUUAUUAUUUAUACCCUGCCCAUUUGGCUGGGUUUCCCCAGCCACUCUGGGUGACUUCCAACAAAAUAUUAAAAAUACAAUAAAACAUCAAACAUUAAAAACUUCCCUAAACAGGGCUGCCUUCAGAUGCCUUCUAAAAGUCAGAUAGUUGUUUAUUUCCUUGACAUCUGAUAGGAGGGCGUUCCACAGGGAGGGUGCCACCACCGAGAAGGCCCUCUGCCUGGUUCCCUGUAAGUUCACUUCUCGCAGGGAGGGAACCGCCAGAAGGCCCUCGGUGCUGGACCUCAGUGUCCGGGCUGAACGAUGGGGGUGGAGACGCUCCUUCAGGUAUGCAGGGCCUUUGAGGCCGUUUUGGGCUUUCAAGGUCAGCACCAACACUUUGAAUUGUGCUCAGAAACGUCCUGGGAGCCAAUGUGGGUCUUUCAGGACUGGUGUUAUGUGGUCUCGGGGGCCGCUCCCAGUCUGAAAACCAGCGCACCUCUUUCGUUUCAGAUAGUACACAGGAAGGGACACAAAUUUUCACGGCCCUCUAGCCAUGGCUCAUUUACCAGAAGCAAUGUAUUUAGUGUUAACUCUGGAAGUCUGUACAGUGGUACCUUGGUUAAUAAACUUAAUUUGUUCUGGAGGUCCGUUCUUAAUCUGAAACUGUUCUUAACCUGAAGCACCACUUCAGCUGAUGGGGCCUCUUGCUGCUGCCGCGGUGCAAUUUCUGUUCUCAUUCUGAAGCAAAGUUCUUAACCCGAGGUACUAUUUCUGGGUUAGCAGAGUCUGUAACCUGAAGCGUAUGUAACCCGAGGUACCACUGUAUUCAGUUCUGACCAAAAUAUCCCGGUGGAUAUUUUGCUCUGUGGGCAUUCUGCGUUUCGGAAACGUGCGACGGGAUUCGAUUUGGGACUUUGCCUCCCUUCCCAGGUACCACGUCUACAACGUCGAUGAGAAAAACCCCGGCUUUUCAGAAUCCAGGGCGAUCUUCUAUACGGCUCAGAUCAUUUGCGGCCUCGAACACCUCCAUCAAAACCGCAUCAUCUACCGUGACCUCAAGCCAGAGAAUGUCCUUUUGGAUGAUGCAGGUAAUGGAAGUAACACACUGAAAGAUCCAGGACUGGUAAAAGGGAGGAAUUUUCCAUGUCUGGUUAAACUGCGGAACUCCCCGCCACAGGAGUGGCCUCCAACCCGAUGGCUUCCAACAUUCCCAAAUAAGUGUAACUUUUCAUUUCCGUUUCCAAAUCCUGUCAAUCGGUUCCUUAUGAUGGCUUCUUAUUUCUCUCGCCCUCCCCCCCCCCCCGAUUCAGGACAUGUGCGGCUGUCAGAUUUGGGCCUGGCGGUGGAACUGGCAGAAGGGAAAGACAAGACCAAGGGCUACGCGGGCACACCAGGUGGGCACACCGUUAUUCAGGGUCCUCCUCUUCAGCUGCAGUUCCUGCGAUUUAGCUGCGACUCCUGCUUCACAGCGGGUUGGGCUAGAUGACCGCUGGGGGGUCCCAGCUCUGCAGUUCUGUGAUUCUGCGGUUCUUCCUCUCUCCUUUCCCUGCAGGGUUUAUGGCCCCGGAACUCCUUAAGGGAGAGGAAUACGACUCGAGCGUGGAUUACUUUACGCUGGGAGUAACCCUCUAUGAGAUGGUCGCCGCGAAAGGACCUUUCCGCAGCCGCGGGGAAAAAGUACGGCAUUUAUUUUAUUUUAUGCCAUCAGAUUUAUACACUCCUUUUCUUCCUAAUGUCUCAACAAAUGAAACUGAUUUGUAAAAAUGUUACAUGGGAAAAAAUACAAGAGACAUUACACAUACUUCUGUAAAACAAGAAAAUCUUUAAUAAAAAAAAAUUAAAAAUAAAAAUAAAAACUGUGGAAAACAGAAAAUCAAAUAUGGCAAUUGCCAUAUUUCAAGAAGUAAAAAUCCGCACACUAAAGUUAUUGAGCUUUUCUUGGGAAAUGGCCCAAAAAGUUGUUGAGCUCAAAAGUUAGAAUUCGCGCAAAAAAAGGCAGCGAAUGAUACUCAAACACACGCUUCCUGGUUCUGUUGGCAAAAACCCAGACAUUUUGCUGAUUUCCCAAAAAUUCCCCAGGAUGCUAAUUUCGACAUUUGAAUCCCGGGCAAGUACAGGAAAUUCUGGAUGUAUAGCAACCCAUUUACACAGAAGAUACAACAAUAGCAAGACUGGUAGACGAUAAUUUAAGACUUUUGAAAAGUUGAACUAACGCUAAAAGCAGAUCUUAUUUUAUUGAUUGCUUAUUAUACCUUGUUCUCCUCCGAGGAGUUGGAGAGAAAAAGUUUGGGUGCUUAGAUUAUUGCUAUUAGCCAAUAGCAUCUUUGCCCCCCCAUUUUUCUUAAUGUUGUAAUGUAUAUAAAACGGAGCUAACAAUCGUAACAGAUGAAAAACGAAACUAUAAAACAAGCACGAAGAACGAGUUCAGUCGCACGUGGGUUGAAAUAGCAAAGUCCAAGUACAGAUUAUCAGAUUAUUAUUCUAGUUAUCAAGUCUAGUUCCAGAUUCCCCAGGCUUGUAUUGAAAAUGAUCCUCUUGUAUAUGUGAUAAGGGAAUGCCAAACCAUCUUUAAAUUGUCUGCAGCCGUUGUCGAAAUCUCAAAACGUGCAUAGUUUCCCCCCCAUUGUUGCUCUAUUCCAGAGUGAGGGGCACCAAACGCCCGCUGUAAUAUUUUGGUCUGUUUUCGUUGAGCCACAAUUACUAUUUGAGCUGCCGAGAUCAUAUAUGCAUGAUCAAUUCUUUUGACAACAUACCUACGUCGGUGUCAUCAAAAAUAUUUGGCAGCAUCGAUUUUGGAUGACAGACAAUAGCUCCUUUUAGUAACGUUUAGCGUCAAAGCUAAAUUCCAGAAAUCUUGCACCAACUUGCAUUCCCACCAUAAAUGAGAAGCGGUGCCAAGUUUAUCGCAAAGCUCAGUUGGUAGAGAUUGAGACUCUUAAUCUCACGGUCCUGGGUUCGAAUCCCACAUGGGGCAAAAGAUUAUUGGGGGUUGGACCAGAUCACUCGCAAGUUCCUUUCCAACUUUCCAAUUCUAUGAUUCUAUGAAUUACUAAGUAAUAAAGAAGAAAAGAUUUUGGACGUGUACAAAGAGUGUGAUAAUCAUUGGGACCUUAACAGUGCUUUUUUUCUAUAUAUAUAAAAUGUUUAGGGGUACUCUCAUUUUUCUACUCAUAUUGAAUUAGGGACAUGAGUGGCGCUGUGGUCUAAACCACUGAGCCUCUUGGGCUUGGCGAUCGGAAGGUCGGCGGUUCAAAUCCCCACGACGAGGUGAGCUCCCGUUGCUCGGUCCCUGCUCCUGCCAACCUAGCAGUUCAAAAGCACACCAGUGCAAGUAGAUCAAUAGGUACCGCUCCGGCGGGAAGGUAAACGGCAUUUCCGUGCACUCUGGUUUCCGUCACAGUGUCCCGUUGCACCAGAAGCGGUUUAGUCAAAUAAACUGGAAAGCUGUCUGUGGACAAACGCCGGCUCCCUCGGCCUGAAAGCAAGAUGAGCGCCGCAACCCCAUAGUCGCCUUUGACUGGACUUAACCGUCCAGGGGUCCUUUACCGUUACCAUAUUGAAAUACUGCCCCUCAACAUUAAGAAAGUUGACCAAAGAUUAUUCAUGUAUGCUACGACUGCUGCCAUAAUUUUGAUAGCCCAAAAAUGGAAAACGCAGGAAUUACUAACCAGAUGAAGAUGGUUGAAUAUGCGGAAUUAGCAAAACUGACUCACAGGAUCCGCAAUCAGGAGGAAACAAAGUUCCAAAAAGAGUGGAGUAAAUUUAUGGACUAUAUAAGUGAGAACUGUAGAAAUUUGAAGACGUUAGGUAAAGGUAAAGGGACCCCUGACCAUUAGGUCCAGUCAUGACCGACUCUGGGGUUGCGGCGCUCAUCUCGCUUUAUUGGCCAAGGGAGCCGGCGUACAGCUUCCGGGUCAUGUGGCCAGCAGGACUAAGCCGCUUCUGGCGAACCAGAGCAGCGCACGGAAAUGCCGUUUACCUUCCCGCCGGAGCGGUACCUAUUUAUCUACCUGCACUUUGAGGUGCUUUCGAACAGCUAGGUUGGCAGGAGCUGGGACCGAGCAACGGGAGCUCACCCCGUCGCAGGGAUUCGAAUCACCGACCUUCUGAUUGGCAAGUCCUAGGCUCUGUGGUUUAACCCACAGCGCCACCCGCGUUGAAGACGUUAGCAGGGCUGAAAUAAAUCUUAUGUCAUGGUCUAGAUAUCACUAAGGAAUUGUGGAUCAGAGAUCGGAAUAAGAAAACCUGCGAAAGGGAGGGAGGGAAGUCAGUGCUCUGUAGAGCGAAAAGAAAGGUAGAUGUAAAAGGAUAUGAAAUAUUAGUGUAUUUUGUUUGUGCAUAUAAAAUGAAAACUUAAUAAAAAGCAUUUUAAAAAAAAUGCUGCCCCUCAAUGAGGCCAAACUUAGAUUCACAAUAUGUUUAGGGGUAUGUGUACCCCCAGGAAAAAAAGCACUGGACCUUAAUAUUCCCAAUGGGUACGAAUAUUAUGGUACUUAUUAUUAACAAAAAACGAGACCGUGUGUUUGUUUUAUAUCUCACAUAAAGAUUUUCCGCCUUUCUGCAUGCGAUGGGGCAGCAGAAAAAGCUUUUUAGAACAAGGUCCAGCACCUUUCUCCCUCCUGCCACAGGUAGAGAACAAGGAAGUGACGCGUCGCAUCCUGAACGAUCCUGUCACGUACCCGGAUAAGUUCAGCGCCGAGUGCAAGGCCUGCUGCGAGGGGCUGAUGAUGAAAGACCCGGCCGCUCGCCUGGGGUUCAAGGACAACGAAUGUGCAGAGUUGAAGAAGCACCCCGUUUUCCAGAAGAUAAACUGGGGCCGCCUCGAGGCAGGUAAGGACCUCCAGGCCAGGCGGUUGCGGUGGGGUUAAGUGGGAUCACCCGACUUCUGAGCCAUUACGCUAGCCAUAGCUGUCAACUGUCCCUUAUUUGGCGGGAAAGUCCCUUAUCCCAGCGCCUUGUCCCCCUGCAUCCCUUUUUGAUGAUGUCCCUUAAAUUUCCCAGGUUUCAAAGGAAGCAGCUCCUCUCCCUCCCUCCCUGCUGGCCAGGGAGGAGGGAGGCUCCAACUGUGUUGCUUGGCUGCGUUGCUCACCCAAUAAGGAGUCUGAGAACGACUGGGGGGUGGAGCUUGCAUGCCUUGUGCCAAUCAAAUCAGCCGCAUUGCCUGGGGACUCGCCUUUGCUCAGCGCUUCCCAGCGGAGAUGUGACGGUGGUUUUCCUUGCUGCAUCCCCUUUGCCGGGUUGCUGCGCUGUGGGAACCACCGCUUGAGGCUUCGUUUGGCUGCUGGCUGGGCUUUCUGCCUUUGGCUCAGAAGCUGAACAUACCUGUGCCCUGAAAAUCCCUUAUUUUGGCUGCUGAUCCCUUAUUUUCGAGGCUGCUGGUCCCUUGUUUUCAAAUCUGUAAGUUGACAGCUAUGACGCUAGCCCAGGAUUGAUGGGAGCUGUGGUCCAAAAUGUCUCAGAGGGCACAAGGUUUAAAACUUCCGGGAGUUAAAAGUGCAAUAGGCUUAGAUUAGAACUCGCACCAGCUUUCUAAGUGCUGUAAACAAAAUCUGACCUUAUUCCCUUAUGGGGGACACAUAGAGUCCUUUGCAGGUUCUCCAUCGGUUGGAGAAAACAACAGAGGCCAACCAGAGAAUAUUGAAAAGCAAAGCAGCUCGUAAGCCUGAUCUUUAUUGAUCUGUUGCAACAGGGUGAUCCCCUCACACGCAGGAAAGGAGGAGGACCCAGAAAAAUGGCGCGCAAGGCCUUAUAAAGACUUUUGAAAUUGCCACCCUGUAGAUCAAGACCAGGGACACGGGUGGCACUGUAGGUUAAACCACAGAGUCUAGGACUUGCCGAUCAGAAGGUUGGCGGUUUGAAUUCCCCGCGACGGGUGAGCUCCUGUUGCUCAGUCCCUGCUCCUGCCAACCUAGCAGUUCGAAAUCACGUCAAAGUGCAAGUAGAUAAAUAGGUACCGCUCCGGCAGGAAGGUAAAUGGCAUUUCCAUGCGCUGCUCUGGUUCGCCAGAAGCGGCUUAGUCAUGCUGGCCACAUGACCCAGAAGCUGUACGCCGGCUCCCUCGGCCAGUAAAGCGAGAUGAGCGCCGCAACCCCAGAGUCGGCCACCACUGGACCUAGUGGUCAGGGGUCCCUUUACCUUUAGAUCAAGACCACCCACCAGAUACAUGAUACCUACAUCACAGAAAAGGUGGUCUAAAACAGAAAUGUGAAUGUUGUUUUCCAGUUGUUUUUCCUGUUAUCUGAUUGCCUUUCCUGAUAGUCUGUCACCCAUUAAAAUGCUGAUUAGUUAAUUCCUGAGACAAUGGGAAGGCUCCCUGACCCCCUUCCCUCCUUGCAGGGAAAAUAUUUGGUCAAUUUGGGAAUUAAAAUGGUUUCUGGUCGGUCUUCCUGUGCUGAACCAUGUACGGUGGUACCUCGGGUUACAUACGCUUCAGGUUACAGACUCCGCUAACCCAGAAAUAGUGCUUCAGGUUAAGAACUUUGCUUCAGGAUAAGAACAGAAAUCGUGCUCUGGCGGCACGGCGGCAGCGGGAGGCCCCAUUAGCUAAAGUGGUGCUUCAGGUUAAGAACAGUUCCAGGUUAAGAACGGACCUCCGGAACGAAUUAAGUACUUAACCCGAGGUACCACUGUACGUUCUUGGUUGGUACACCUAUGAACAUUACCAUAUAUCUGAGCCCUCCAAAUUCCUAUCGCACUCCCUUCCCCCUUCCGCUUCAGGACUGGUGGAGCCCCCCUUCGUGCCGGACCCCAAGGUGGUCUACGCCAAAGACAUUGGCGAGGUGGGCGCUUUCUCCACGGUGAAGGGCGUCGUGCUUGACGAGACGGACAAAGCCUUCUACGACGACUUCUCCACGGGCAACAUCCCCAUCCCCUGGCAGGAGGAGAUGGUCGAGACGGGCGUCUUCGGAGAGCUCAACGUCUCUUGGGCCAAGGGCACCACCCCCAGGGAUCUGGACCGCAACGCACCUCCAACAAGCACCUCCAGCAAAUCGGGGACCUGCCUGCUGCUCUGA